This is a messenger RNA of Bactrocera latifrons, 1464 nucleotides long. Its product is annotated as solute carrier family 25 member 44. Gene Ontology annotation, molecular function: branched-chain amino acid transmembrane transporter activity. The transcript has 4 exons. Lineage: Eukaryota; Metazoa; Arthropoda; Insecta; Diptera; Tephritidae. Gene Ontology annotation, biological process: branched-chain amino acid catabolic process; transmembrane transport. Gene Ontology annotation, cellular component: mitochondrion. The record is from RefSeq and is a predicted model, not a curated record. Bases 328 to 1332 code for a protein of 334 amino acids.
UUUUGCUUAUCAGCUAGAAUUUUUAUUAUUGACGUAUGGUAGUUUAGUUCAUUUUUUUCGAAAAAAUAAUCCAUUCGCAAUGAUUAUUUAACUUGUGAACUCAUUAAAUAGAGCUCGGUUUUUAAAGUGAUGACAUGAAUUGUACUUAGCUUUUACUGGCGGGAACAUCGGAGCGUACAGCUUUCUUAGGACUGUCAAAAUUAACCACCAUCAUUGCAUCACAAAUCUGAAUGUACGCGCUUUCUACACCAAAUACUAUUGUCAGAAUCAACUUCUUCACAGCCGCUGUCAAUUCUUUUGGUCUCCAUCGAACUAAGAGCUAACAUCAUGAAUCGCAUUUCAGUUGCAAGUGGAGCUGCUACCGGUUCUGGUAGUUCCGUAGAUGCAACUCCAUACAUACGUACCAUCGAAUGGGACAUGAUGAAUAAAACGAAAUUUUUUCCACUUUCCAUGCUGAGUUCGUUUUCUGUGCGAUGUUGCCUAUUUCCAUUGACCGUAAUAAAAACACAAUUACAAGUGCAAUAUAAAAGCGAUGUGUAUAAAGGCAUGAUUGAUUGUGCAAUAAAAAUAUAUCGAUCAGAAGGGGUUCCCGGUCUAUAUCGUGGUUUUUGGAUAUCAUCAGUGCAAAUUGUGUCAGGUGUAUUCUAUAUAAGUACAUAUGAGGGUAUACGACACCUACUAAAUGAAAUAGGUGCGGGUCAUCGUACAAAAGCCCUAGUUGCGGGUGGUUGUGCUUCACUCGUUGGCCAAACUAUUGUGGUACCAUUUGAUGUAAUAUCACAACAUGCUAUGGUAUUGGGUAUGGCAGCGCAUGCAGGUCCUAGAGCUGACCUCAACCCGCUAGGAAUAAAAACCGGUCCUGGUCGCAGUCGAUUUGCUUUGUCAAUGGAUAUAUCACGUGAAAUAUUGAAACGUGAUGGUUUUCGCGGUUUCUAUCGUGGCUAUACAGCAAGUUUAAUGGCAUAUGUACCCAAUUCUGCAAUGUGGUGGGCUUUUUAUCACUUGUAUCAAGAUGAACUGUGUCGAAUAUGCCCCCCUUGGGUGUCACAUCUCUUCAUACAAUGCGUUGCAGGUAGUUUAGGUGGAUUUACUACUACCAUAAUCACAAAUCCGCUUGACAUUGUCAGAGCCCGCCUUCAAGUGCAAAGACUGGAAUCAAUGCGUGUUGCAUUUCAAGAGUUAUGGCGAGAAGAGCAUCUACACUGUUUCUUUAAAGGUUUGUCCGCACGACUGGUACAGUCUGCGGCAUUUUCAUUUAGCAUAAUUUUAGGCUACGAGACAAUAAAACGAAUAGCAGUUGAAGAGCAAUACAAACAUCAAAUACGUUGGUAAAUUCGUAGUAAUAGUAAAUCUAUAAAUAUGCACAAUUAUGUGACCACCAAGUGUUAACUGUAUACAAACUCAUUCGCCAGAAUCACUUCUCGAUCAAUUAAAUACCGUACAUAAGCAUGCCAAAGAAAUCAA